CGGGCACCGCGAUCUGUAAAUAACCUGGUCUGUCCAAGACACUGGGCAGGAUGUCCGAUACAGUUCUCUGGUUCCUUGAAGCGGAGAAGAAAAUUGAGGUUUGACAGGUAGAGAUUCUGUCUACCAAGGCCAUGAUGGCCUGGGAACGGGGAAGGAUCGACUAUAGAUGUUUGUUGAAGGAAAGAACACACAUUCACCCACUGUCAUCUAACGUAUUCUGCGGCGACCAGUACUCGUUUUCCUUGCCCUGUGCAUCCAACCAAACAAGACCAUCCGCCAGAAGGUCGUCAACGACGGUCUGCGCUCUCGCUCCCACAUCAAGCCCAGUGAUUCACCUUCAUGUAUUCUUCAUCGCUGAAGUGCGAACCACUCAAGACCAGGCACUAUUUUUAGUGCAAACUAUAGGAACGAAGAAUCAGAUGAAUAGGUUGAUUGACGAUGUCAGGAGCCGAGACUUUUCUUAUCAUGCUGACGAAAAAUGCCAUCUGUACUCGGAUCUCAUGACUAGGGUCGGCUUUGUCAAAUGUUCAACUGCCGACUUCGAACGAAUUCGUGACCGCGCAUUCUACGAGGAGUGCGCUUCGAAGCAUUCCAUCGAUCUUGAGGCGGUCGAUCGUUGUGUUGCCAGAGAUGGGGGAGAGUACGGUUAUAAGCUACAUCGGGAAAGUGUUCAGUGCUCAAUGUUCUAUCGAUUUCGACUGAACGAGGAAAUUUAUUGCAUCCGGGAUAAGGGCGUUUGGAGAGUCUACCCUAACGGUGCUAGUGUUGAUGACCUUGCCAAUGCCAUCGAACGGUUGCAUAAUGCAGGGACACACCUGUGA
Molecule: messenger RNA, 821 nt
Organism: Aspergillus ruber CBS 135680
Lineage: Eukaryota; Fungi; Ascomycota; Eurotiomycetes; Eurotiales; Aspergillaceae
Exons: 3
Coding region: 132-821 (229 amino acids)
Source: RefSeq, a predicted model, not a curated record